CCUGGUGCAGCCGCCCCGGGGCUGCGCGGCUCGGGCCAGGUGGGCAGCGCGGGGCUGGCACCGGGAAACGGGGACCCCCCCCCACAACACCCGGAGAAACGUUUCGCUGGAGAGCCCCAGCCCGCCCCUGAUGGCAACGGAGGCCGCGUCUCUGCCACCCUCUGCUCCAGGGGAGUGCCAGGGGGAUGCCCCUGCUGGCCCGUGCCCAGACGGUGAGGACAUGGAUAUCCCCGGGAAGGGGCACAGGCCAGGGGAAGGCGGCGCUGACCCCAUCAUCACACAAGAGAGGGAGUCUGGGACACUCGAGCCCCCUGGCGCCACUUGCCAGGACGAGGCACCAACACACGGACCGUCCCCUGCUGCCCCAGGGGAGGGGGGCAGCCAGGCAGAUCACCGCGGCACCUGCCCCGCUCCCCCAGCACAGCCAGACCCGGCUGACUCCUCAGGCCGGCCAGCCUGCAGAGGGGACGACGGCAACGGUGACCCCCCCGGUGCCGCCCCCUCCUCGGAACCGCCUCAAGCUGCCGACGCCGUCUGCCAAGCGAGCCCCGGGGAGCCAAAGCUGAGUGCCGGCUCCGAGCAGGGCUGCCAGGAGAGCGCCGAGGCGGCAGGCACAGAGACGGGCGAGGAGAAGGUGCCCGGCCUGCACGGGGACGAGUCACCGGCCACCGCCCCAGGGUCGGAGCAGCUGGUGGAGGAGUCCGAAAAGGAUCCGCAGCUGUCUGGGGAACAGGGACCCCGGGCGCUGGUCAGCGCUGGUGCCCGGGGGGGCCAGGAUGGCAGCUGUCCACUCGAGCCGGAUGGCACGCUGGUGCCAGGGGCAUCCUUGCUGGCACCGGGGGACCUUGCCCCUUGCAGCCAGCAGGGGGCAGCAGGCGCCAGGCCUGAGGCGGCCGUGCCAAGGUCUCCCGUGGCAACUGGUGACUCCUCUGGGCCUGCCCACCUGGCCUGCGCCAGCCGCCGGGAGCCGGGGGGCGGGGAAGGCUGGAGGGAGGGACCAGCUGGCAGCUCGGCAGGUGGAGCCGGUGACAACAAUAAACCCCGGGGUGAGGUCGCAGCUGGGGCUGUGCUGGAAUCUGAGACGAGCGAGGUGCCACCCAGCGCUGCCGGGCCCCGAGAGACCUCGCCCGGGGGAGACGGUGCCGGGGAGCUAGACGGUGCCACGGGUCCAGCGGGUAGCAGGGAUCUGACUGGUACCAGAGAUCCAGCCGGUCCGCGAGAGACAGCCGGUGCCGCAGAUCCGACCGGUGAAGACCCGGCUGCUCCCAGCGAUCUGGGCAGUGCCACAGCUCCAGCCGGUGCUGACGCGCCGACCAGUGCCGGGGACCCAGCGGGGGCCAAAGAGCCAGGAGCUGCCUCGGAGCAGAGCAUGGAGAAUGGGGACCCCUCCAGUGACGGCGAAGCCGCUCCGGCCCUGAAGCCGGGCGGCGAGACCCCCAUCGAGCGGGAGAUCCGGCUGCACCAGGAGAGGGAGGAGACCCUGAGGCGGCAGCGGGGCAUGGCCAGCCCGCGGAGCACCCAGGAGUACGUGGAGGUGCGGGUCAAGCCCAUCUUGAACCAGGCCCAGCCGCCCGCCCAGCUGCCCAAGGAGAAGGAGCGCCAGUGGGCCGGGGCCCAGAUGCAGCGGGAGAUCCAGCGGGAGAGGCUCCGCGAGGAAGACCUGAUGCAUCUGGGCCAGGUGCGGGGCACCUACGACCGGGGCACCCCCCAGGAGCUGCAGGAGAAGAAGAUGCUCUUCGAGCACCAGCCCAUCCCCGAGCCCCUUUCCCCCAGGAAGCCGGCGAGGGUCACCUGCAGCAGCAGCGCCGAGACCCCCCCGGAUCAGGGCCCCCGGGGACCGUCCUUCACCGAGGCCAACAGCCGGGCCAAGAUGGUCAUCCUAGAGCCCAGCACCCUGCUGCGCCCCAGCCCCGGCCACCAGCCGCCCCUGGAGCAGAGCCCCUCGGCCCAGGGCAACCCCUUCUUCAGACUGCACUCCAGGAGCCCCCAGUCCCGGCUGGAGCUCGAGGUGCAGGAGGCCCAGAAGAGGGAAGAGGAGCUGCAGAAGCAGAGACACUGUCUAUAUGGCUGGGUCCUGCCCCCGGAUGCCCAGGGGGCGGCCGACGGGCAGGAGCCGCGCCGCAGCCAGCCAGAGAGACCGUCCUGCAGGAAGCUGGAUGUGACCUGGCCGCCCCCAGCCCUGUCGGGGACCCCCCAAGAGAACGGGCUGGACCAGGUGGAGAAAAGCCCCCGGAGCCUUCGCCAGAAAAAUGCCUUAAUCCAGCGCUGGGAGUCAGGAGCUGUCAGCAACCCGGAGAGCCAGGAGUAGGGAGCAGCGCCGAGGAGGGAAGGGAGAGAAAAUGUGGGGGGUGGGGGACAUCCCAGCAUCUCCCAUCCUGCUCUAGAACCUACCCCCCCACCUUGAUCCUUCCAGGAUCCCACUACUGGAACCACCAUGUGCCCUUCCCACCUACCUGAUUGGACAAAGCUUUAAUGCAUGUGACCACCCAGGCCGCUUUGAUUGGGUGAUGAACUACUUUGCUUCGCCUCCUCCCACCCCAGCUUUCUCCAUGGACCAAUCAGGAGAGACCUAGGUGAAACGCAUUGUAGUUGAUUAUUUUUUAGAGCAAGCCAAAUCCCACAUUAAAGGGAUUUUGGAAUCCAUGGAAGAAUGAGGCCUUUAAUACUCCAGACUAGGUACUGAGCUGAGCUAUCCCGGUGUGACUCCAGAAUCACUCAAAUGGGGUGACUCCAGAGUCACACCAGUGUAAAGGCAAUCAGAACCUGGUUCUCUAUUGUAGUAAAACACACAGGCAAGCUCGUAAAACGUGUGGAUCAGAAUCGCCAUCUCUUUGAACUCUGGGUUGGGUGGGAUUACUAUUGGCCUUGGGAUGCCUGGGUUCUAGGCCCAGCUCUGCCACUGAUUUCCUACAUGUCCUUAUCCAAGUCAUUUCACCACUCCGUGCCUCAGUUUCUCUAUCUUUUAAAUAGUGGGAUGAUAAUGCGUCCCGCGGCAGAAAUCAUGAACAUUUGGCCAAAAUACUAGUAUAACUUUGAUCCCAAACGUAUUAAGCCUCAAAUGGUCUCCUCCCCAGAAGCAGUCGCUUCUGAAACAAGCCGACAGAGUAGAUUGUGCUCAGGCAUGAAAUCAUCUUGGGAAGACGCUACGGGGCGUUUUAAGCGAAAAGGGUUUAAGAAAAAGAAUCAAUAAACGAAAGGAAAAGCA
Malaclemys terrapin pileata is the source of this 3205-nucleotide messenger RNA. RefSeq names its product MISP family member 3 (gene MISP3). The record is from RefSeq and is a predicted model, not a curated record. Bases 131 to 2308 code for a protein of 725 amino acids. Lineage: Eukaryota; Metazoa; Chordata; Testudines; Emydidae. The transcript is spliced from 4 exons.